CGGGACCCGGUGAUCGAUCCCGCGCCGGCCCGCUGUGAGGCCCGGGGAGCCAACCGUGAGAACGGUCCAGCCGAUGGGACCCUCCGACGGCAGGCGGUACCGAGACGGAAAUAGCUGCCGCUAGCCCGGGUCCCCGCGGGGAGGGAGAUCCCGCCUCCCUGGAGAGGAUCCCAGGACCCCUCGAGAGGCCGCUGCCCGGAGGAAAGCCGCCGCCUUGCUGCCCCACCCGGGCUCUUUUGAAAAGCGGGGAGGGCCUCUGUGGGUGUCUCGGAAGGCUGGUAGAGGCAUGGGGCCUCUAGCACCCCAAGAUGCCGAGCAAGUGUCAGGAGCCCCCUGCUUGCGAGUGCACGGAAGGUGGGGUGAGCCGGGCCUGCCUCCCACCCAUCCUGUUUGGAGGCUGAAGCUGGACCCAGGAUGUUUAAACCUGUAGAUUGAGGCACUGGCACCAAAAUAGCUUCUGCCUGUGCAGGGCGGGGGCGCCUUCCAGUGCUGCCGGGGCUCUUUCUGCUUGAAUGGACCAGCUGAGCAGCCGAGGGCCUCCGAGGUCCCGGCCGGCGCCAUGGCCGUGAGCUCAGCCAGGGCCCUGCCUGCAGCCCCGCGGCCAUGGAGGAGGUAAGGUAGCCCCGCGCGGGGAGCCCAGCUCCAUGGAGACGAAGUACAAGGACGAACUGUUCCGGAAGUACGUGCAGUUCCACGAGGGGCAGCGGCCGGGCAGCGAUGAGUUCCUGCGCGUGGCGGCCUCCACCCUGCUCGGCCUCUACAAGGUGGAUCCCUUUUAUCGAUUCCGGCUGAUCCAGUUCUACGAGGUGGUGGAGAGCGCCCUGCGCGCCCUGCGCGGGUCCAGCCUGCGCGCCCUGCACGGCGCCUUCAGCGUGCUGGAGACGGUGGGCGUCAACCUCUUCCUGUACCCCUGGAAGAAGGAGUUCCGGAGCAUCAAGACAUACACGGGCCCCUUCGUCUACUACGUGAGGUCGGCGCUGCUGGAGGAGGACGUGCGCACCAUCCUGAGCUACAUGGGCUACGCGCCCGAGCUGGGCAGCGCCUACCGGCUCCGGGAGCUGGUGGAGACCCUGCAGGUGAAGAUGGUCUCCUUCGAGCUCUUCCUGGCCAAGGUCGAGUGCGAGCAGAUGCUGGAGAUCCACUCGCAGGUGAAGGACAAGGGCUACUCGGAGCUGGACGUGGUGGGCGAGCGCAAAAGCAGCGGCGAGGAUGCCCGCGGCUGCUCGGAGGCCCUGCGGCGGCGGGCGGAGGGCCGGGAGCAGCUGACGGCCUCCAUGGCGCGCGUGGCCCUGCAGAAGUCAGCCAGCGAGCGCGGGGCCAAGGACUACUACAAGCCGCGCGUGACCAAAGCCUCCCGCUCGGUGGACGCCUACGACGGCGGCUGGGAGAGCCGGCGGCCGCCCCUCAAGGCCUCGCUGAGCCUGCGCAAGGAGCCCGUGGCCGGCGACGCGGGGGACGACGCGAAGGACGAGUUCGUCCGCCCACCCGCCUCGCCCCUGGCCCUGGCCAGCUCCCCGCACGGCAGCCCGGGGGCCAUGCCCCCCGCCUCGCCCAGCAACGGCCUCGGCCUGCUGCGGGGCACCUACUUCUCGGCCCAGGAGGACGUGGAUCUGUACACAGACUCGGAGCCCAGGGCCACCUACCGGCGGCAGGACGCCCUGCGGCCCGACGUGUGGCUGCUGCGGAGCGACGGCCCGGCCCUCUACCACAAGCGCUCGCCCCCCACCAAAGAGCCCGCCCCGUCCAAGUGCCAAAACUGCGGCCUGCCCUGCAGCUCCUCCCUCUGCCAGCGCUGCGACAGCCUGCUCGCCUGCCCUCCGGCCGCCAAGCCCGGCGGCGCCUUCCCGGGCAAGGCCUCCGCCCACGACGGCCUGGCCCACGGGGCCCCGCCGCGGGAGAAGUACGCGGGCCAGACCCCGGCCCCCCACGCCAAGCCCAAGCCCGCCGCCGCCGCCGCCGCCACCUCGCGCUGCGGGUUCUGCAACCGCCCCGGCGCCUCCCACACCUGCACCCAGUGCUCCAAAGUGGCCUGCGACGGCUGCCUGAGCGCCUACCACUACGACCCCUGCUGCCGGCGAGGGGAGCUGCACAAGUUCCUGCCCAACAGCCAGCUGAGCUACAAGAGCGCGCAGUUCCCCCACCUCGUGUACAGGUAGACCCCGCGCGUGCGCAGCCCGCGCCGCGCCGUCCCCAAGGGCUACGCCACCGCGCCACCGCGCCACCGCCGCCAGGCCGUGCCGGCCACCCG
This is a messenger RNA of Perognathus longimembris pacificus (Pacific pocket mouse), 2248 nucleotides long. It is a transcript of the gene Spata2, whose product is annotated as spermatogenesis associated 2. Gene Ontology annotation, biological process: regulation of necroptotic process; protein K63-linked deubiquitination; regulation of tumor necrosis factor-mediated signaling pathway. The coding region runs from base 645 to 2156 and encodes 503 amino acids. Lineage: Eukaryota; Metazoa; Chordata; Mammalia; Rodentia; Heteromyidae. The record is from RefSeq and is a predicted model, not a curated record. Gene Ontology annotation, cellular component: cytoplasm. The transcript is spliced from 3 exons.